AUGAUACAUAAGAACUCAACUUACCCGAAGUUGUACCGGAAGGUAAACCCAGGAGAUUGUCCGGAACCCUUCGUCAGUGUUCACUUGAAGCAACAGUCCAUAAUUAGUGAUCCUGAAACGGGUACACGAAAGUCUGCAGUUAUUCCAAAGCAUCCUGCCGAAUAUCAGAAAGUGAAAACAGUAAAAGACCUAUUUGAAAAUGGAUUGAGGCAGUCAAGAUUCUAUCCUUGCUUAGGUAGACGGAGUCGUUUUCAAGAUCCAUUCUCUUGGCUACUUUAUCACGAAGUUGAUAUGAAAAUGCAAGCUAUUGGUUCAGCUCUUUUGAAAUUUGUUAGAAAAGAUGUUACAUGUGAUAAUUUUGUUGGGAUUUUUGGGCGUAAUUGUGCAGAGUGGAUUAUAAUGCAGCAAGCCUGUGCAUCAUAUGGUUAUACUGUGGUACCUUUAUAUUCAACACUGGGCAAUGAAGCUAUGCAACAUAUUUUACUUCAAACAAAAAUGAAAUGCUUAAUGUGCUCAUCAGAAUCAUCUAUUGAGUGUUUAAUCAUUGUUUCACGUGAUGACAAAUUUAAUGAGGUCAGGUUUCGUUACAGUUCGAAUGUCAUGAUCUUCUCGUUUGACGACUUUGCAAAAUUGGGAAUGAAUAGCCUUGUACCGAAAAUGGAACCUCUACCAACUGAUCUCUUCAUGAUAAACUACACCAGUGGAACUACUGGUUUACCCAAGGGUGUUAUGGUUCAGCAUGGUCAAUUUGUGGGUUCCAUUAUUACUUUACUUGAAAUGACAGAAUUCAAGAUGAAUUUUACCAAUUCUACUCAUCUCUCUUAUCUACCAUUGGCUCAUAUUAUGGAACAACUGAUUUCGUCUUUUAUUCUUUUGGUUGGUGGUCGAUUGGGAUUUUUAACUGAAGCAUUCGAUGGGUUAAUGGCAGAUGCAAAAACCCUUAGACCGACUAUGUUUGCUGCAGUCCCACGUGUACUUUCUCGUAUGUACACAAAAUAUCAAAAAGUCUUGAGUGAAUCAAAGCUGAAAACAAAACUUUACAAUCGAAUUUUGAAGAUAAAAAUGGCAGAACAAAAAAGAGGGAAAUUUAAUCAUCAAAGUGUGUUGGACGAAUUAUGCUUUAGAAAAAUUAGGAAAAUGUUGGGUGGACGCGUAUGCUUUGUGAUGGUUGGUGCGGCGCCAACACCACCAGAAGUAAUGCAGUUUGCAAGGGCAGUAUUUAAUGUGGUUCUUGAAGGGUAUGGAUCAACUGAAACAAUGGGGUGCAUCAGCGUUUCACUAGUUGGAGAAUAUCAUCUAAGUGUUGCGGGUGCUAUCGCAUGUGAUUUGGAAGUAAAACUUACCAGUGUACCGGGUAUGCAGUCGAUCAUGACGCAAAAUCAAAAGGGGGAGAUAUGCGUCAGGGGUAACCGAUGCACGAAGGGGUAUUAUCAAGACCCAGUAAAAACUGCUGAACUUAUUGACAGCGAUGGAUGGUUACAUACCGGAGAUGUUGGUGAAUGGACUCCGGAAGGUUCUUUGAAGAUUGUUGAUCGUGUGAAAAGCAUAUUCAAAUUGGCUCAAGGUGAAUACAUCGCACCGGAAAAAAUAGAGAUGGUUUAUCAACUGUGUACAGUUGUAAGUCAGAUAUUUGUGGAUGGUAACAGCCAAAACAAUUAUCCUGUUGCAAUUGUGGUUCCAGAUUUUACUGAAUUACGUGCCAAUUUAAUGAGUGCAGGAUUAAUACAAUUUUCAAAACUUUCCAACAGUGAACUAUGUACAAAUGAAACGGUUAAUAAAUUUAUACUGGAUAAAUUGAACGCUGUAGCUGACAAAAAGGAAUUGAAAGGCUUUGAAAAGGUGAAAGUAAUCCAUUUAUCAAAUGAAGAGUUUACUACUACUAAUGGCUUAUUAACUCCAACCAAUAAACUGUCACGUAAUCAAGCUCGGAAACAUUUUUCAAAUGUUAUAAAUAAUUUGUAUAAGGAAUUUCAACCAACUAUUGUCAAUGCUGAAAGAUGA
Molecule: messenger RNA, 2001 nt
Organism: Heterobilharzia americana
Lineage: Eukaryota; Metazoa; Platyhelminthes; Trematoda; Strigeidida; Schistosomatidae
Source: the annotation of a GenBank genome assembly